Molecule: messenger RNA, 546 nt
Organism: Seminavis robusta
Lineage: Eukaryota; Bacillariophyta; Bacillariophyceae; Naviculales; Naviculaceae
Source: the annotation of a GenBank genome assembly
AUGGAGGAAUCUUUGGGGACAGGCGCCAACAUGAACAUGAACGAGGGAGCUCCCAAUCAGCAGCAGCAGCAGCAGCAACCACAGCAGCAAGCACAGCAGACUGUCUAUCAGCAAUAUCCUUCGGUUCCAUUGUAUCCUGUAACUGCAACAACCGGUACGGCGCCUGUGGCGACCAAUGCGGUCCAAGCGACAGCUACUGCUUAUACAGCUCCAGCCACAACAACUGCGGCAGCUCAACCCUACCCAGGAUACUACCCAGCCACCACGACCACCACAGCCAAUAAUACUGGCUCGACAGCACUACCCAUUUGGCCAACAGCAGGAGGAGCUAUAGCACCCUAUCCAGUGGCGACGGCCACUGCCACCAAUCCCUACGCGGCAGCUCAAGCCACCACUGCAGCUGCAGCAGGUACUAGUAUUACCGCCACCAACCCCUACAAUGCAGCUCAGCAAACAACAGCAGUCACUCCCUAUCCAUCUACCACGGCCGCACGACAAUCGGCCAAGGCGGCAGCUGCCGCUUACAAGGCACAACAGCAACAACCA